CUAACCUCAAAAUUAUCAAACAAUAUUUUUUCUUCAUUUAAGGAGUUUAUUAACUAUGUUAAUGCAUUCUUGUGAGUUUGUAUACGAUUUAGAACCGAUUUAAUCAAAGUUUAUAAUCUAAAAAUGGAAUACAAUAAUAUAGAUCCCGACUACAAAGCCAAUAAUACCGCUAUAAGACGAGCAGAAUUGAAUCAAUCAGAAGACGAAAAAGUAUGUGAAGAAGACUUAUGCAGAAUAAUAAAAGACAAGUUUGAUAAUGAGCUAGCGAAAAGAACUAAACACAUAGAAAACAUUGAAGAAAAUUUAUUUAAAGCCCAAAAACUAUUGCAUCUAGUCCGUUAUGCCUUAGUCACUCAAUACUAUAAUAGUAAGUCCCUGCAAGCUGAUUCUGAUGAGUUUGAAGAUAUUAAUCCACUAAACUUGGACAAACAAUAUAGGAUUCACCCAGCUGUUAAAAAAUUAUUAGGGCAAAAUAGCACCAUACAGUUAUUAAAUAGGGGUAAAAGAAAAGCCAAACAUAUUAUUGAAAAUAAAUCAACCACCACACAGGCAAGCACAGAAGAGUCAAUGACAAAAAAAGCAAAACUUGAUAGUUUAGACCCAGUACUACUACCUAAAGUUUCAUCAAGUGUAAGUAGUUCAAGAAACAGAAAAAAAGUCACUCAGAGAAUUAUUCUGGGCAAUAUUUCAAAGUAUAUGCCUUCCAAAGAGUUGGAUAAUUUAACACAUAAAUGGAUGGUUUAUGUAAGGGGACCCACUGAAAGUCCUGAUGUAUCUAGUUUCAUACAAAAAGUGGUAUUUUAUUUGCACCCUUCUUAUAAACCCUACGAUGUAGUUGAAGUCCUUGAAUCACCAUUUCAUUUGGCCAGGAGAGGUUGGGGAGAGUUUCCAAUUAGAGUACAAAUUUUCUUUAAAAAUGACCUCAACAAACCUGUGGAUUUAGUACACAAUUUAAAAUUAGAUCAAAAACACACAGGCAGGCAAUGUUUAGGAAAUGAGACUCUAGUGGAUCUAUUUUUGCAUGAAAAGGUUAGUGAUUUAGAUAAUCCGGUUAAUAAUGAGCUUCAAAAUGAAGAACUUCAAGAGCUUCAAAGUGAAGAACUUUUAGAUGACCUUCAUAUUGAACCAAAACUAGAAUUUGAUAGCUUUAAUCAUGAUGGUGAUUUUGUUGAAUCAUUUCAUAGUGAGUACUCUGAUCAUGAUUAUAGUUUAUCAGAAGGUAGUGUAAAGAAAUUGGAAAAUAACAUACUUAAUAAUAAUCCUGAUACACCCCUAAUACAUGGACUAGAUGAUUCUUUUUUCAAUGAUAACACAAAAACAGAAAACUCCAAAAAAGAAUCACCAAAAACAAUAAAAUCUCCCAUCAAAUCACCAACAGUAAAAAUGAUUACAAAUUCAGCUGGAAAAAAUAUUUACUUUAUAACAAACUCAAAUGGACCUUUACUAAACAAAAACCUCUUUAUACUAAAACCUAAAAACCCCCAAACAAUCUUAAAACCUGAAGAUAUUUCCAAAGUAUUAACAAGUGUAGCCCACAAUUUCGAACCAAAAAUAGACUAUAAUCAAUUUAAAAUAGAACUGCCAGAAAAUACUUUUAAAAAUAUGGGGGAAGUGUUGCCUUAUUUAUUUAAAAAGUUACCAUUAUGGAGCAAUUUAGCCAAUAAUUUGAACUACAAGUGUACAUACCCAUUUACAGCACCGUCUUUUAAGGAUUACUCUAGUUAUAAUGUUGGGAAACAACUAAGUGCUGAAUGGUCCAGAGCAAAAACCAUAAAAAAGAUUUUAAGACAGUGUAACUUCCCUUAUAUUGAAGAAUGGAAUACAAAAACAAUUCUAAUGUAUGGAAGAUCCCAUGGAUUCACAGCACAAACUACAUAUAGUAUUUUCAAAAACGAUUGUUCAGAAAAAAAUCUUAUCAUAAACUGCUUUGAAAACUCAACUUCAAUCCAUAAAAAUAAAAACAAAAAUCACGAUGUUAACGUGGAUAUUUUAACUUUAAAACAAGAUGCCAUAAAACCUAAUGAAACUAUGGAUCCAAUAGAUGUGAGUGAUCCUAAAUUAAAACCGCAUUGUUCGUUUGUAAGGCAAACGGCUUUAAAUUCCGGAAUAAUUUUGAAAUCCGAAGAAAUUCAACCAAAUGUAAUCUUUAAUGGUGCUGAGAGAAUGUUGUUAGAAGCAGUUAAAAGUCUGGCGGAUAGUUUAAUUAGAAGAUCUAUGUCUCAUUUAGUGUCAGAAGGGAAUUAUGUUGAAGGGAAAAGUGAAAUAACUAAAGAACAUGUUGAGUUAGCGUUAAAUGAAAGAAAAGAAAUAAAGGAUAUCAGAAAUUUUGAAAAGAUGAAAAGAGAACUAGAGUUUUUUAUGUAGCA
Messenger RNA from Brassicogethes aeneus, 2366 nucleotides. The record is from the annotation of a GenBank genome assembly. Lineage: Eukaryota; Metazoa; Arthropoda; Insecta; Coleoptera; Nitidulidae.